AUGGAUAACAUAGAUAUAAUUUUUGAUGAGUUGAAACGAAAUGAAAUUGAUAUUGAUAAGCAAACUUUAUCGUUUCAUAUAAAUACAAUUCUCGACCGCCAUCGAGAUCUAUAUCGUGCAGUAAAUGCUCGUGAUCUAAACCUUGACCAAAUCUACAGAGAGAUCAAUGUAACAAACUUUGGUUGUAUUAUUGCCUAUUUAGCUUUGGUAUGUGUACAAAAUGAUAGCGAGGAAUCUAUUCGCCACAAUGUACAAAAAACCAUCGAGGCAUGUCGAAUUUUUACUAUUCCCAAACAUAAACGAAGUAAACGUCCAAUUUUAAUAACACUCUCACUCACACUCACACUGAUAGCUUUAUAUAUCAGUCUAUAAUUACUGGAUGUUUCAUUUUGUUCAAACCUCGGAAGAGUAAGGAUGCCUUGCUGUAAAGGUUUACCACAAAUCUCUCUUCGAAACAUUUUUCGAAAAGUACGCUGUAUUUCUGCUUGCUGUGGUGGAAAAAUUGUAAUUCAAGCCUCAGACAUCGAUGGCGGAGAAAUAUCUAAGCCAGAUCUAUUACGAUCCAGAAAGCCCCGCAAGUUUUGGUGGCGUAGAUUCCGUUUAUCGCACCGUGAAAAACGAAGGGAAAUAUGAGAUAUCGCGGAAUAAAAUACGCCAAUGGUUACAAAAGCAAGAUGCCUAUUCAUUGCAUAAACCUGUCAGAUAUCGCUUCAGGCGUAACCGUGUUAUAGUUGGAGCCAUGGAUGAUGAGUGGGAGGCAGACUUAGUCAUUAUGGAUUCAUUAAGUCAACAGAAUAAUGGGUACAAGUACGUUUUAACUGUUAUUGAUGUACUCAGCAAAUAUGCGUGGGUUGAAGCGAUAAAAGCAAAAACUGGGAACAAUCUUGUCAAAGCCUUUGAGAAAAUAAUCAAGAAAGGGCGUAAACCGAGAAUGUUUCACACUGAUAAGGGGACGGAGUUUAUCAAUAGACAGUUUCAAACCUUUUUGAGGAAACAUAGCAUUCGAUUUUUUACGACGUACAACGAAACCAGGGCAUCGAUUGUUGAAAGGUUUAAUCGUACGCUCAAGACGAAAAUGUGGAAAUACUUUACAGCGAACAAUACGCUCAAGUACGUGGACAUUCUCCAGAAACUGGUCAAAUCUUAUAAUCGUUCUCGACAUCGUAGUAUUGGUAUGAGACCGGUAGAUGUGAAUAAAAGUAACGAGAAUAUUGUGUGGCAAACACUCUACGGGAAGGAGUCGUAAAAAUCAAUCCAGUUUAAGUUUAACAUUGGGGACCAAGUCCGGAUUAGCAAAGCAAAGCGAACAUUUAAGAAAGGAUACUUGCCCAAUUGGACUGAAGAAGUGUUCACGGUAACGAAACGCGUGCCUCGACGACCGCCUGUUUACAAGAUUGGAGAUUAUGACGGUGAAGAACUGGAAGGAACAUUUUACGAACAGGAACUUCAGAAAGUCAACAAAUCAGACAGUGACUAUUAUAGAGUAGAAAAAGUAAUAAGAUCACGCAUGCGUAAUAAACGUAAAGAGUAUUAUGUAAAAUGGUUGGGUUACCCUGACAAGUUUAAUUCUUGGGUACCAGCAGAGAGUGUAAAAGAUCUGAAAUAAAUAUAUUUGAAACUCAUAACUUGUAUUCAUUUGUGUGUUGGUCUUCAAUAUGGCAACACAGUUUUAUCUCACGUUACCGAGUAAUAGUUCUAUGGCUUAUUUUCAAAAUAAUACAGUGGCAAAUUUUCGAGUGAAAUUGGCCGAAACCAUUGUCUUGCCAGGCCAAUGGGAAGUGGCAUUGACGGAACUGCAUUACCCACAUACGUGGAGCACGCUAAAACGUGGAGUGCAACAAACGUUUUUAUAUAAAAUUGGCAGUAGCCCUUAUCAAACUGUCGUGCUUAAAGAAACACAAUAUUCUUCUAUUGAGCAACUAACAAAAGCACUCAAUGCCGGCAUGUCAAAAGAAACACAAACGAAAGUAAAGUUUAGUUAUAAUCGUAGUUCUCGCAAAGUUUUGGUUGAUGUAAAACCCGACACAACUGUGUGGUUUACCGGAGAAUUAGCAACGGUCUUGGGAUUUGACCAGGACACACUUAUUGAAAAGAAAACGUCGAGUCCCUAUCCUGCAGAUAUCGGUGGUGGAUUUUCCUCCAUGUAUGUCUGUACUGAUAUCGCUGAUGCACAGUUUGUGGGCGAUGUGAAAGUACCUUUACUACGAAUCGUUAAUAUCGAAGGGGAAUAUGGAAACACCGUUCACGCCAGUUUUCGUAAUUUGCAAUACGUACCGGUCAAAGUAAAUUCUUUUGAGACCAUUGAAGUGAAUAUAAAGAAUGACCAAAACGAAAACGUCUCAUUUGAGUUCGGGAAGUCAAUCGCAACACUUCACUUUAGACAGAAGAGAUCUCA
Paramuricea clavata is the source of this 2395-nucleotide messenger RNA. The record is from the annotation of a GenBank genome assembly. NCBI's taxonomy places the organism in Eukaryota, Metazoa, Cnidaria, Anthozoa, Malacalcyonacea, Plexauridae.